AUGUCUAAACCUGGAGUGUACCUGGGUGCAUAUGCUGCUGGGUCUGAUGAACCUAGCCCAGACGGCCUCACUUCCACCUCCUUGCUGGACCUCCUGCUGCCCACUGGCCUGGAGCCACUGGACUCAGAGGAGCCCAGUGAGGCCAUGGGACUAGGAGCUGGCCUUGGAGCCCCUGGCUCCGGCUUCCCUAGUGAAGACAGUGAGGAGUCCCGGAUUCUGCAGCCACCACAGUACUUCUGGGAAGAGGAGGAAGAGUUGAAUGACUCAAGCCUGGACUUAGGACCUACUGCAGACUAUGUUUUUCCCGACUUAACCGAGAAGGCAGGUCCCAUAGAAGACACAAGCCAGGCUCAAGAGGUGCCAAGCCCCCCUUCUGCCUUACCCAAGAUGAAUCUGGUUGAGCCACCCUGGCAUAUAACUCCUGAAGAGGAGGAAGAAGAAGAAGAGGAGGAGGAGAGGGAAAAAGAAGAGGUAGAGAAGGAAGAGGUAGAGGAAGAAGAGGAGCUGCUGCCUGUGAAUGGAUCCCAAGAAGAAGCCAAAACUCAGGUCCAUGACUUUUCUCCCACCAGCAGUAGCCAGACUUCAGGGUCCACCAAACAUAGGCAAGAAGAUUUUGGGGACCAGGCCUCGUCAGGUGUGGAGGUGGAGAGCAGCAUGGAGCCAAACUUGUCACCAUUCUCAAUCACCCCAAGUACAGCAACCCUGGGGGAUCAGGACUUUACUGGCCUGGAGGCAGGGGCCACAGUGCUGCCAGCUGCAGGGUUUGGGGCAGAGUUUGAGGCUCCACAGGAAGUGGGUAAGGAGGCCACUGUGGGAGCAGCUGGAUUGGCUGGCAAACAAGGAGAGGUGCCGUCCUUGGCAUCUUUUCCACAAUCAGAAGCUCCAAGUGAAGCUGAGAUUCCCGGAGAAGAUCACCUUCACCACAGAACCUCGGCCCCUUUCUCACUGGCCCCCCAAGAGAUGGACCUGACACCUUCCUCUGCUACCUUGGGGCAAGAAGACUUCAACCAGCAGCCCCAGGAAGGGCAGGCAGCUGAAGCUCAAUCUAGAAUACCUUGGGAUUCUACUCAGGUGAUCUGCAAAGACUGGAGCAACCUGGCUGGGAAAAACUACAUCAUUCUGAACAUGACAGAGAAUAUAGACUGUGAGGUGUUCCGGCAACACCGAGGGCUGCAGCUCCUGGCCCUGGUAGAGGAGGUGCUGCCCCGACAUGGCAGUGGCCGCCAUGGAGAUUGGCACAUCUCCCUGAGCAAGCCCAGUGAGAAGGAACAGCACCUGCUAAUGACCUUGGUGGGCGAGCAGGGGGUGGUGCCCACUCAAGAUGUCCUUUCCAUACUGGGUGACAUCCGCAGGAGCCUGGUGGAGAUCGGCAUCCAGAACUAUUCUACCACGAGCAGCUGCCAGGCACGGCCCAGCCAGGUACGCAGUGACUACGGGACACUCUUUGUGGUGUUGGUCGUCAUUGGUGCCAUAUGUGUCAUCAUCAUUGUGCUGGGCCUGCUCUACAACUGCUGGCAGCGCCGGCUACCUAAACUCAAGCACGUGUCGCAUGGUGAGGAGCUGCGUUUCGUUGAGAACGGCUGCCACGACAACCCCACGCUGGACGUGGCCAGCGACAGCCAGUCGGAGAUGCAAGAGAAGCAACCCAGCCUGAACGGCGGCGGGGCCAUCAACGGCCCCGGGGGCUGGAGCACUCUCAUGGGGGGCAAGCGGGACCCCGAGGACUCGGACAUUUUCGAGGAAGACACGCACCUGUGAGGCGUUUCGCCCCGACGCAG
Molecule: messenger RNA, 1778 nt
Organism: Orycteropus afer afer
Lineage: Eukaryota; Metazoa; Chordata; Mammalia; Tubulidentata; Orycteropodidae
Gene: PODXL2
Product: podocalyxin like 2
Source: RefSeq, a predicted model, not a curated record